AUGUUCAAGCUAAACCAAGCAGCACUGCUCUUCAUCGAGCUAUUAGUGAUGUGUCAUGUCUUUGAAGUAAUGCUUCAAAAUGAAAACGGAGCUAUGACGGUGCCCAGAGGAGACUCAGUGACGCUGACUUGCAACAUAUCCAAGGAAAAUGCCUCACUAAUCACCUGGACUAACGGCAGAUCAGUUUAUCAAUAUUCCAUUGUGCUGAAUCGCACCUAUUCAAGUUUCUCAUUGCACAGACUGAAAAUAAAUCAUGAGUUCCCUACAAAGCUAAUUAUUUUUAGUGCUCAGCCUGAAGAUGAAGGAAUUUAUGCAUGUACCAUAACAGGCCAAAGUGGUGUAAACAGCAUUACAUGGAAUUUAACUGUGUCUGAGAGUCCCAAAGAAUCUAUUCCAUCACAAUAUUUUCUAUACAUAUUUCCACCUGCAAUUGGAUUCCUUCUGUGUGGCAUCACGCUAGCUGUCUUCCUCUACAGAAAAAUGAUGAUGAGGACACUGAAUCAGGAUCCAGUCCAGGAUCAGUUUCCCCCUCAUUCAGGAGAAGAGGCAGCACACUCACAACCACAGGGUGGCACUGCUCACUGUACAAACAACAAACGGAGCAGUCAGUAUAUGGAGAGGCUGAAUUUAAUCUAUGGUCACUUCUGAGCUGAUGAUUCUUCCAGUUACACAGAGACAUGGACGUUUUUCAACUUCAGAGGGACGACAACACGGCUACUAUUGCCUCUUCAGCUCAGAAACACAGCUCUGGCUGUGAGCACAG
Oreochromis aureus is the source of this 763-nucleotide messenger RNA. RefSeq lists its product as uncharacterized. The transcript has 5 exons. Lineage: Eukaryota; Metazoa; Chordata; Actinopteri; Cichliformes; Cichlidae. The record is from RefSeq and is a predicted model, not a curated record. Bases 1 to 648 code for a protein of 215 amino acids.